This is a messenger RNA of Dentiscutata heterogama, 146 nucleotides long. NCBI's taxonomy places the organism in Eukaryota, Fungi, Glomeromycota, Glomeromycetes, Diversisporales, Gigasporaceae. The record is from the annotation of a GenBank genome assembly.
UCGUAGACGAAGAUAAUUCGAACGUUCCUGAAGCAACAGAAACUACUAUGAAUACCAGUGCAGUUGAAGUUGAUAAUGUAGUUUUAAAUAGUAAUAUAGAUCAGUUAUAUAGUAAUACUAUGAAUAAUUUUAGAGCCGUGUUGUAA